Molecule: messenger RNA, 984 nt
Organism: Pieris macdunnoughi
Lineage: Eukaryota; Metazoa; Arthropoda; Insecta; Lepidoptera; Pieridae
Source: the annotation of a GenBank genome assembly
AUGAGAUACAAUAAACAAGUGUUAGCUUCAAUAGCUUCACAAACCACUCAAAACUUUGAACGUGAAGGUGUGAUAGUAAUGAAAGAAAAACAAGACGGAUUCUUUCGAAGAUCAGAAGCAUAUUCAAUUAGAUGGUUUCGUCUAAGGGGGAAUCUCCUUUUUUAUUUGAAAGGCUCUGAGCCUUGGUAUGAACCCAUUGGAGUAAUAGUGUUAGGUAGGCAUGUAAUAAAAGUACAAGCUUGCGAUGAAACUGGACAUUGGCCAUUUCAAAUAGUUUGGGAGAAUGGAGCAUGCUACAGAUUAGCAACAUUCCAAGAAUCAGAACGCACACUUUGGAUAAAGUCUCUUGAAAUGGCAUCAUAUGAUGCCAUCAAUACUCAAAUUGUAGAAUUGAGGGAAAAAUUAAAUAAAGUAAGGCCUGUUAUUGACGUUUCAAGGUAUCGCGCUCAAAAGGGAAUUAUUUUAGAUAUGAAUGAAGUUCCAUUAUGUGAGUUAGCGUUAUCAUGCGAUAAUUUACUAUGUGAUGCAUAUGGUAGACCACCAACACCAGUAAUUGUGGUAUACCUAGGCUUUUCAAAAGAUUUGUGUGUAAAAUAUGGCUCUACAGAGAUUGUUGACUCUUGCAGUAAUCCUUGUUUUUCAAAAACUGUGCUGUUUCGGGCUAGUGAUGGUAUAAAUGGUAAAGCUAUUGUUCGUCUCGUAGUAUAUGAUGUAAAGGAAAAAGUUUCUGAAGUUACUGUGCCUAUGGGAUAUACAAGUCUGCAGUUAAGUACCAUACAGGAAUCGCAAAGACUUCGUGUAGCUUUAAAAACUCGUGACAAUAAGACAGUUGGUUUUGUCACUAUUAAUGGAUGGAGUCUUGAGGCCUCAUGCACAGGCAAUAGUCCAUGUCAUACAAAUGAUCGUAACUGCUUGGAUAUACCACAAAAAUUCAAUGCCAUAGAAGAUCCCAGUCUUUGCCUCCUAGAUUGGGACUUAAACUGA